GCGGAACACGAGCGUUUUAAAAGAAAUUUUCAGAUAUUAUUAGCUCUAUAGAGGGCAUUUCGACGGUCCGUAUUUUGGCUGAGGUCCGGUGACUGUCGGGGUCGCCUUCUUCAGCCUGUCACUGUCAGUUACAUAAAUAAUAUCAAAUGUCAUGGUAACAGUCAACUUUAACUGAACUGACUCCGACGUUAGUGGCGAUAACAAGCAGAACAGACUAUCUGUCAAUCCUUAUUCUAACUGGACAUUGUAUCGCAUGGUUUGGGCGAUUACAGUUGUAGCGGAUAACGUUUUACUUAUGCAAGGGACUGAGGAUGAAGCCAUCUUGAGGUUCAGACUCUGGAGGUUAUGAACAGCUGAGUCUCUAACAUGCUGUCAAGACAUGUUGCUGCAGCCCGCCACUCUCUGAAGUGGACUUUGCUUCACUGGAAGGCCACUCUUCACAGAACGUAUUGCCCAUCAGAGCCAGGGCAAUGGCUACUGGGAACUGUUGUGCAAAGAGGGGCUCACAGAUGGACUGCAGCUCCAUCAUCGAGGAUAAACCAGAAGCCAGUGUUUGUCAGAGCUCCAGAAUUUGGAGAUAAGCUUGCUAUUAUAGACAGCAGUGGCAGCCACAGCUACAAGCAGCUGUAUUGCAGCAGCCAAGGUCUUGCAAGCAGAAUCAGCACCGCUCUCAACUCUGACUUUGGGGGUCUGGAAGGAAAACGUAUAUCCUUCCUUUGUGCUAAUGAUGCUUCCUAUACAGUGGCGCAGUGGGCAACUUGGAUGAGUGGUGGGAUGGCAGUGCCCCUCUACCGAAAACACCCUCAGUCAGAAUUGGAGUACAUAAUCUCUGAUUCCCAGAGUUCACUACUGGUAGCGGGGCAUCCCUAUGCUGAAACCCUUGAGCCACUGGCACUGAAACUGGGGCUGCCAUGCCUGACACUGCCUCCUACUUCCAACCUGGGCACCUUAGAUGGGACAGACACCCAAGAGAAGGACACAGCCAUCACAGACUGGGCUGAUCGACCAGCUAUGAUCAUCUACACCAGUGGUACAACUGGGAGACCCAAGGGAGUUCUACAUACACACAGCACCAUCCAAGCCAUGGUCCAGUGUCUGGUUUCAGAGUGGGCAUGGACCAGAGAGGAUGUCAUCCUCCACACCUUGCCGCUCCACCACGUGCAUGGCAUUGUUAACAAGCUGCUGUGCCCACUCUGGGUGGGCGCCACCUGCGUCAUGCUGCCUGAAUUCCAGCCCCAGAAGGUAUGGGAGAUGCUGUUGAGCUCCAAGGCUCCCGUGGUUAAUGUGUUCAUGGCCGUGCCAACUAUCUACUCUAAGCUGAUCCAGCACUAUGAUCAGCACUUCACACAGCCUCAUGUUAAGGACUUUGUCAAAGCGGUGUGCAAAGAAAGGAUCAGGUUAAUGGUUUCGGGCUCGGCUGCUCUCCCUCUUCCCACUCUGCAGCGCUGGGAGGAGAUUACAGGACACACACUGCUGGAGCGCUACGGCAUGACCGAGAUCGGCAUGGCACUGUCCAACCCUCUCAAGGGCCUGCGCAUCCCAGGGGCUGUGGGGUCACCACUUCCCGGUGUUGAAGUUCAGAUUGUCAUGAAUAACACAAACAACACAACAAUUGUGGAGGGCAAUCACAGAGAGACUUGGGUACGUCCAGGUCUGGAGGGGAAAGAGGGCGAGCUCCUGGUUCGAGGUCCGUCUGUCUUUAAGGAGUACUGGAACAAACCUCAGGAGACCAAAGAGUCUUUCACUGAUGGUGGCUGGUUCAAAACAGGAGACACAGCGGUCUAUAAAGAUGGUGUGUAUUGGAUCAUGGGCCGCAGCAGUGUUGACAUCAUCAAGAGUGGUGGCUACAAGAUCAGUGCACUCGAGGUGGAGCGUCACCUACUAGCUCAUCCAGACAUCGUAGAUGUGGCUGUCAUAGGGGCCCCAGAUGCCACUUGGGGUCAGAAAGUCACUGCAGUGGUGCAGUUGAAGAAGGGGCAGAGUAUGAUCCUGCCAGAUUUGAAGACCUGGGCAAGGGAACACAUGGCGCCCUACACCAUCCCCACAGGCCUGGUGCUGGUGGAGGAGAUGCCAAGGAAUCAGAUGGGCAAGGUCAACAAGAAGGACCUCCUGCGACACUUAUUCCCAUGACUGAACUACUUCGAUAUGUAUGACAACAUAAAGGUUCUUGGUCACUUCCCAGCUGUUCCCAUCUGGUCUUUAGAUCUGACAAAACAUCACAGACAUGUAUACAGAGGGAAUACAAAAUAAUGGCUAAACACGUCAUGGGAAAUUACUUAACCUCUGAGGUAAUUUAAUCACAGCUACAAACAUUACUACAAAGGUAGAAAUAUUACAUUGAUUGCCAAUCAUGCCAAGCAUUCUUUAUCAGUUACUGUGUGUACUGAGAGGUUUGGAAAUCAUCACUUUAAUAUGUAAUUUUUUGAGGCAAUAUGAAACAGCGCUCCAUUAAGAAGACAAAAUGUGCAACGGCAUUUAUCAAGAAAAAGUCAAAAUUAUCUGUAGUGUCAUCGAAAUUAGUGGUUAAAAUUCAAACUAACCAGCUUGGAUGUGACAUACAUACAAUAUGUAAGAAGUUAAGUACUGUUGAAUGGUAUGCAACCUAAUGUGACCCACUUUUGUAGGGUUUGCAGUUGUAACAGUGUCCCAGUUCCAAACUACAAUACUCUAUGAUUUAUAACUGGGUUUACAAUAUGUAUUAUGUUCACACUGGAAACAUGACAGAAGUGAGUAUACCCCAGACGGUCAGAAAGCAGAGUAAAAACAACUGAUAUUUGAGAGUGCUCUCAAAGCACACCAAUUUCCCACAAUGUAAUGUUCAAAGGAAAUGGAGGAGCUGCUCACAGCUACAAAAAAAUGUAGAUAAGGUGGUACUGAGUUAGCUCUUAGAAAACAAAAAAAGGGAAAAACGUUUUUUUUUUCAUUUCAUUUGACUGUGGCACUUUCGGUGCUGUUUGUGGAUUUUUUUACUUUACCAACUACGAAACAGUGUGUAAAUACCGUAUACAAUUAGUAUGUAGUAUAGAACUGGGACAAAACAUUUGACAGUUACUUCAAAAUCAAUAUCCUUGUUAAUGAAGUAUCUGCAGAUCUGUGGGAUACACUGUUCCAUCUGCAUUGAUGUGAUGGGAGCAGCUAGUGUAGCCUGCUUUGGCCCCUGAUGAAUAAUUCCGCAUACCCUGAGCAGGAUGUUCAACUGUUCCAGUAAAUAUUCUUGAACACAGAGGUACCUAUUGGUAAAGGGUGCUUUGAGUUCUCUUAUUGGUAUAUUCAGAUGUUUUAUUGAUGAAAAUGGUCUGAUCACAGAAUAUGGAAUGUCAGUUUUUUUGGUAAGAGUGUUGUGACCAGAAUCAAGGAUCAUGGUUAAUUACACCCGCAGCAAACAAAAGACUAUGUGUUUUUUUAGAAAAGAAGUCAUUAAAAUGUGAUCAGUGAGAAAACAUGGUUAAUGUUAGUUUUGCUCUGUACGCACACUGAUG
Xiphias gladius (swordfish) is the source of this 3479-nucleotide messenger RNA. RefSeq names its product acyl-CoA synthetase family member 3 (gene acsf3). Gene Ontology annotation, biological process: fatty acid metabolic process. Gene Ontology annotation, molecular function: medium-chain fatty acid-CoA ligase activity. The transcript has 10 exons. Lineage: Eukaryota; Metazoa; Chordata; Actinopteri; Istiophoriformes; Xiphiidae. The record is from RefSeq and is a predicted model, not a curated record. The coding region runs from base 367 to 2130 and encodes 587 amino acids.